This is a messenger RNA of Porites evermanni, 5955 nucleotides long. The record is from the annotation of a GenBank genome assembly. NCBI's taxonomy places the organism in Eukaryota, Metazoa, Cnidaria, Anthozoa, Scleractinia, Poritidae.
AUGAACUCAACGGCGAAUGGAUCCAGCGGAUCUUGGAGCUGCUUAAAUUUUUCUGCGUGGAAAAUCGGAGGAACCGUUACCUACUGUCUGAUCAUCAUCGUUUCACUGGUCGCAAAUUCUCUCAUUGUUAUCAUCGUUUGUAAAACGCCGAACUCAAGAAAACCGAUAAAUUAUUUUAUCGCAAACAUGGCCUCAUCUGAUUUGUUGUUUCCAGUAUUCUCGAUACCUUUUAAAUUGUCACUCUUGCACGCCAACUCGUUUCUUAUCGGUGGAAAGCUUGGUCAGGCCUUGUGUAAGCUUCUCCCUUUCUUUGGUAGCGCUUCCUUUGUCGUUUCGAUUCAAAAUCUGAUUCUGAUAGCAGUGGAUCGAUUUGGAGCCGUGGUGUUUCCACUCCGUUCCCCACUCAUCAGAUCCAAACUGUGUCCCUUCUUCAUUCUCGUCACGUGGAUCUUUGCCAUAGUUUUUAUUUCGCCAGACUUGUUGGCAUUCGAACUGGUUGAAUACCCGGAGGGAGCCAGUUGUGUACGGAGAUGNUCCCUUCUUCAUUCUCGUCACGUGGAUCUUUGCCAUAGUUUUUAUUUCGCCAGACUUGUUGGCAUUCGAACUGGUUGAAUACCCGGAGGGAGCCAGUUGUGUACGGAGAUGGAAGAAAGUAUUCGGAGAAUCCUUUUCCUUUGCCAGUAUCCUACUAGCUACUACUACUAGUAGUAGUAGUAGUAGCUACUAGUAUCCUACUUUGCCAGUAUCCUACAACAUUCUGUUUACCUACAUCACUGUGCUGCUGUUAGUCAUUCUUUACUCCAUCAUCUUUAUCAAGCUCAAGACACAGGUACACCCAGGUGAACAGUCAACCAACAAUCAGCAACAGCGGAAAAGAAGAAACAGAAACGUUCUUCAAAUGUCCAUUGCAAUCGUAACAGUGUUCGUGCUUUGCUGAUUACCUUACAAUACUAACUAUUUAAUCAUAGAGUAUCAGGACAGUUCUGCCCAUUUCUCGUGUAGUUUCUUGAUAUAUUGGCAUGUAAGCUACUUUACGGCUAACGCUUACUGUGCUAUCAACCCGAUUAUCUGCUUCAUGUUUAGUAGUAAUUAUCGCCAAGGUGUAAAAAGACUCAUGAAAUAUUCUUUUGUACAGGCCUAAGUCGCAAAAAUGUGCUUUUGAUAUGCAUGAAUAUGUCAAGAGUUAGAGAAUCAUGGAAAAUUUGCCAAUAAAAACUAUCAUGACUUUUAAGUUUAUGUCCCCCUGCCUCUGCCUCUGCCCUGCCAUGACUGUGAAGAGUGAUAGCAUAGGCGACGUAUUGUAAGAGUUUGGGUGGUAAAUAACAAUGCUGGAUCCAGACCUUGAGAUAAGAAGGGGGAGCGAUCAUCCAGACCCUUAAAUAAAGGGGGGGGAGGGGGGCAGGUCUCCAAAAAAUUUUUUUCGACCCUUCGGGCCUUAGUUUGGUCUAAAAAUAAGGGGGGGCCGGGAUCUGCCACUGAAUAAAACUCAGGGAUGGACCAUGCACCCUCUCAGCAGCAGAGCAGUUCAUUCGCAAAAAUUUGCUUUUAAUUGAAUAUUUUAUGAGUUAGAGUUUGUGGAACAUUUGCCAAUAAAAACUAUCCUGAAUGUUAAUGUACUUUGAGAAAUAAAAUGUGUUCCAGUUUAUGUUUCCCCUGCCUCCGCCUUACCAUGACUGCGAAGAGUAACAGCACACGCGACGUAUUAAUUGUAAGAGUUUGGGUGGUAAAUAACAGUGCCAUAUCCAGACCUUGAGAUAAGGGGGGGUCCAGGUUAUCCAGAUUCUUAGCUGGGGUGGGCGGUCUCGAAAAAAUAUUUUUUCAGCCCUUCGGGUCUCGGUUUGGUCUAAAAAUAAUAGGUGGCCCGGGCCCCUCCUUUGGAUCCGCUACUGAAUAAAACUCAGGGAUGGACCAUGCACCCGCUCAGCAGCAGAGCUGUUCAUUCACUCGCCGCUUGAUCACUUGGCAUCACUCAGCAAAUUAGGAGGUACUGCUCACAGGGUGAGAUGGACGAUUAGAAACGUUAUGGGGGAGGGGGAGGGCGAACUACAAAAUAAAUAUUCAUGCAAGAGGGAAAUAAACUGAAAAAUAAAAAGACAUGUUAACAAAAACAGUUUCAAAUUUCCACGCAUAUACUGCCUGAUCUCCAAAUGUCUUUUGACUGAUCGAUUUCUAAAUACAAACAAAAUGGCUUUAAAGUAUUCAUUAAUCUGCUCAGCUUGAAAGCUGACCUUUAAUCUGCUUCAGCUUCAUUAAUCUGCUCAACUUCCUACUCUUCACUUUUCCGGUGGAUAGCGCUAUUCACCGGAAAAAUAUGUAGUAUAGCAGGGGCGGCGGUUCCUUUUUCCUUUUUUCCGCCCCGCCAACAUUUCGCGUGCCUUUCCCCAAUAUCUGAGAGCCUGGAGGAAAAACUAAUAAUUUUAGUCGAUUUCAUUCUACUAUAAGUUUUAGAGAGAAUAGAAGCAGACACAAGAAUGAUCACAAUGUUGUGAUCAGGAAAGGGCUUAACCUCCUUUAAUAAAUAUAACAGUGCUAACUUUUUGGUGAAAAAAAAAGUACAAUGCAGCUUUCCGGGGUGACUAUUUUUUUGAAAAAUAUGUGAAAAAAAAAAAUUUAAAAAUCUAAUACUCAUAGUCGUUCUUGUCCUUGAAUCUUAAAGUCUCUGAUGUUUUACAAAAGUAGGUGGGUUAACAACAAAAACAGGCAGCAAAGACAUAAAUUCGUGUGGUGGUUAAGUGUUGACUUGCUGGCAUAUAUUACACUGAAACUGGCAGGGCCAUUUUUUGCACAAAACCGUCCCCUUGCUGAAUGGCAAACAAUGCAGUGGGACCUUGAAAGUAAGGAUUCAUAUAAGCUUUUUGAAUGAUGUAUAAUCACUUUGUUUUUCUUGCCCCUCUGUGUUGUUUGCCAUCCAGCAAGGUGUUUUUUUGUGCCAUGUGACUGUUCUGUGCAAAAGGCCCAUUGCCGGAUGCCGGAUGACUUUGACUGGGCUGUACUGCAGCUAUGAAUUCAAUGUUUCUUAGUCCAUUGUGAAUAUUCUUGAUGCAAUAUCAGAAAUGAUCCAAUCAAUGCCAUCCAACAACUUUUCUCCUGUUACAGCGCUGCACCACUGAAUGUUCCAGUGAUGUGUCUUGAUGGCUUCCAGAUUAAGGGCCUACAAAAAGGAAACAAAUACAGUUGUAAACAGUUAGAGUACAUUAACUCCUAUUCAUGUUUGGUGCCAUUCUCCACAGAUAGCCUGUGGAGUCAUACAGAGUGAGCAUGGGUAAUGGGAAACUGAUCGUUUUGAUACAAGUUGUUUUGAUGGAACCUCAAGCAUUGAAAUUACAUAAAAAUUUUGAUCACUUCAAGUAUAGUCUGCACAUGAACGAGAAAAACAUUAAUUUUGGGCUGAAUAUUCUUUGUUCCUUAAGCCAAGUAAACGAAACUAUCUACACCUUGACUGAAUAAACUUCUAUCAAAAUGACUUGUAUCCGAAUGAGUUUGUAUCAAAAUGACUGGUAAACCUUGGUAAUGUGGCCCUGGUUCAUAGCACAAGGGCACAAGACAGGUGGAAUGGCAACAAAUGACACAAGGAUCAAUGGACUGAAACUGCAGUGACAGCAACAAAGACAACCACAAAGUAAUAAAAUCUAUUUUAGUACACAGGGACAUGACUUCCUCUUCAAAUGUAAAAUUCAGGCUAGGCACAUUGAUUCUCCCCAAACUCCAUCCCCCUAAUCCAUAAAAGGGCCUUGAGAUAUUAUAUUAUCUGCUAAUUCAUCUGAAACACUAGAGAAUUCGCUUAAUGUGCAACUGAUCUACAGACAUUGCUUACAACUUAUCAGGCACAAUUAAACUUACAUCUUUAAUUUCUUCUGCUGAUAAUGCACCAGGAAGGUCCUGCUUGUUUGCAAAAACUAACAGCGUAGCACCUGCGAGCCUCUAGUUGAGCAAAAAAACAAUUCAGCAGUCAGUAUCCACAAGAUGGCCUGUUGAGGUCAUUGUCUCAGUUUUGGUUUUUAAAAUCAGACAAAUGCCAUGUGAAAGAUACAGUAAAUUCUCAAUUUGCAGACACCUUGUGAUUUCAGACACUCAGACAUUCAGCAGGUUAAUCAACGGCAAAAUAAAUUAAGAUGUUUUGAUGAAAUUAACCUCUGCUAUUGUAGAUGAAGACUGGUAUUGACCAGCCGAAAUAACGCAACUUAACUCUAUUUCACGGUGUUUGAUCAGUCCCUGCAAAAGUCUUCUUGACUGUAACAUUUUCAAUUUUAUAUAUUUUAUGGACUGAUCACGAUCUUUCAUUUGGAUCCGACGUUGAGCAAGAUUGUUCGUACACGGUUUUUGCAGUGGGUUUUUUACCUUAACUAAACACUCUAUGUCGCCAUAAACGAACAUUUAUAAAAUUACCACCAGUUGUAUUAGAUAAAGAUGAAAUUUGUCAAGAUGUUAUAGUUGUUAUAUAGCAACAAAAUGACGCCAUUACCUACCGCCAUCACUUGCAGCAAUAUUUUUUUGGCACCGGAAACUGUUCUUAAAAAAUCGUUCACGGGAGCUUUUUUUCUCCAAUACGGUCGCCUCGAUGUUCGUGAAGUUAAAGCGGAAUCUGUAAGAGCUAGCGCUAUCGAGAUAUUUUGGGAUGAAGAUUUUAUCGUUAGUUUGAAUUUGGUGACGUCAUGUGAAAAGCGAGAAUAACAUUUUAAUACCCCACUGUUCCAAUUCUGUCAAAAGGUCGGUUUGCGGAUAGCCUGCGAACAGCAGACGCAUUUCCGGUCGUCGCUUCUCCCAAAGGCCCCAAAGUUUUCUCACACCUUGCGUAAAAAAUUUCACAGCUGCGCCUGUUCCUUUUCGUAAAUCCGGCCAAACCUACAAUGUUUGCGACCAUCAUUAUUUUUAGUCAGGCGUUUAGUAUUUGAUUGUAAAACUCCCUGAAGAAGUCUACGUUAGUUAGACGAAACGCGUAGGAGAAUAAAUAAGUUUUACAGCAACAGUUCGCAGAGUGCUGCUCACUAGUUUAGUUUUAAAAAUUUUUAAAAAUUUAUAAAAAUUAAAAAUUAACAAAAAAACAAAGCUAUUUUUGGGAGGGAGAGGAGCGACGACCGGAAAUGCGUCUGCUGUUAGCAGGCUAGUUUGCGGAUAAUGAUUGAAGGCCUCAGAGGACAGCUGUGCUGUGGCUUCGCAGGGGGCUUGCAAUUGUCAAUCAAAGUUCUGCCGCUCAAACAGCAUACGCAGCAUACAGAGCAGUAAUUCAAAGUUACUUGACUGCAUGUGUACGACUCUGUAGAUACGUCGAAAAAACUCAGCAUGAACUCAACGGCGAACGGAUCCAGCGGACCUUGGAGCUGCUUAAAUUCCACUGCGUCAAAAAUCGGAGGAACCGUUACCUACUGUCUGAUCUUUAUCGUUUCACUGGUAGCAAAUUCUCUCAUUGUAAUGAUCGUUUAUAAAACGCCGAACUUAAGAAAACCGAUAAAUCUUUUCAUCGCAAACAUGGCCUCAUCUGAUCUGCUGUAUGCAAUAUUCUGGAUACCUUUGAACCUGUCAUUCUUGCACACCAAUUACUCGUGGCUUAUCGGUGGUCAGCUUGGCCAGGCCUUGUGUAAGCUUGCCCCUUUCUUUGGUAACGUUUCCUUUGUCGUUUCGAUUCAGAAUCUGAUUCUGAUAGCAGUAGAUCGCUUUGGAGCCGUGGUGUUUCCACUCCGUUCCCCACUCAUUAGAUGCAAGCUGUGUCCUUUCUUCAUUCUCGCUACAUGGAUAGUUGCCGUAGCGGCCAGUUCGCCAUACUUGUUCACUUUCGAGCUCGUUGAAUCCCUAGAGGGAACCUGGUGUGCUUUUGAAUGGGAGAAAGUAUUCGGAGAGUCAUCGUCCUAUGCCAGUUUCGUACUAGCUUCCUACAUUCUGUUUAUAUACAUACCUGUGCUGUUGCUAGUCAUUCUUUACUCCAUCAUUGUUAUCAAGCUCAAGACACAGGCACACCCA